AUCUUUUAAAACGGAUGGGGAACGUUUUCUCUUCUGUAUUAGCGGCUUCCACGCCACUGCAGCAAACCGCAACACAAAAACGUAUCUUUAUGCCUUUCACAAGAAACUCUUUCCAGUGAGCAGUCAGUCACCACCAUGUCUGCUGGAAACGCUAAAAUAGGCCAGCCGGCCCCACAGUUCAAAGCCACUGCUGUGGUGGACGGACAGUUCAAAGAUAUCCAGCUGUCUGACUACAUAGGGAAGUAUGUGGUGUUCUUCUUCUACCCGCUGGACUUCACCUUUGUGUGCCCCACUGAGAUCGUGGCCUUCAGCGACCAGGCCGAGGAGUUCCGCAAGAUCGGCUGUGAGGUCAUCGGCGCCUCCACAGACUCUCACUUCAGCCAUCUGGCCUGGAUCAACACCCCCAGGAAGCAGGGUGGACUGGGACCAAUGAACAUCCCCCUGGUGGCUGACCUCACACAGUCCAUCUCCAGAGACUACGGAGUGCUGAAGGAGGACCAGGGCAUCGCUUACAGGGGUCUGUUUGUGAUUGACGACAAGGGCAUCCUGAGGCAGAUCACCAUCAACGACCUGCCAGUGGGCCGCUCUGUGGACGAGACCCUGCGUCUGGUGCAGGCCUUCCAGCACACAGACAAAUACGGCGAAGUGUGUCCCGCUGGCUGGAAGCCAGGCAGUGACACCAUCGUCCCCGACAUCCAGAAGAGCAAGGAGUUCUUCUCCAAACAGUAACCACACAACGGAGCCUCAGGCUGUGUCCAAAAUGGCACCCUAUGUAGUGCAUAUGGACCCCGGUCAAAGGUUGUGCACUUUAGUGAAUAGGGUGCCAUUUCCGACCCACGCUCAGGCACUCCUGAGAUGUCCUAGCACUUACCUUCAGAUGGGAAGUCCCCCCUUUAGCAGCAGUCUCUUGGCGUCCAACCCACACUUGUACAUCUUUAGUUCUAAAGAACUCGUUAGACUCUCACUCUUCUAUCUUGACAUUGUUACAAAAUCUUGUAUCUGUAUGACAAACUACUGGUGGAAACAGUCUCUUCUAGUCCCAAGCACUGAAAGUGUUUUGUUUUUUCUCCUUUAUCUCAAGUGUUAGAAAAACAUUGAAUAUUUUGUACCUUGCAAAAAUUAACUACUCAGUCUACAGUCACGUGAUAUUAAUAACAAAUGGGAAAAUAAUUACUUACAUGUUGGCAGUGUUUUGUCUGACAAAUAAAACCAAGUGGAAGUUA
Molecule: messenger RNA, 1223 nt
Organism: Coregonus clupeaformis (lake whitefish)
Lineage: Eukaryota; Metazoa; Chordata; Actinopteri; Salmoniformes; Salmonidae
Gene: prdx2
Product: peroxiredoxin 2
Exons: 6
Coding region: 136-729 (197 amino acids)
Biological process (GO): cellular response to stress; leukocyte activation; hydrogen peroxide catabolic process
Cellular component (GO): cytosol
Molecular function (GO): thioredoxin peroxidase activity
Source: RefSeq, a predicted model, not a curated record